UGACCGAGUUUCUCCGGAUAGUAGUGGCAAGUGCGAAUACGGGGGUUUCCAGUCACGCGGAGAUCGUGACGGGUAGUUGCAGUUUCACCAACGAUGGCUCCUUCCUGCGAGAUGCAGCUGGCCAUGACAUUGGAAGGUUGUUGCAUUAAAUUCGCGCUUUCUGUAAGACGUUUACCUGCAUUCAACCUGUCCAAGGUAAUGGAAGGUGCCUUAGCCUCUCUCUGACUGUUUUCUCCUGCCACGACCCAUCCAUCUCAUCUUCUUACUUCUAUCAUCUCCACUGCUUCAUAAGUUGUCAUCCAAGAGACAAACCCUUGCAACCCGUCUCAUUUGCCGCCUCAUUCAAGUCUCUAAAUCACAAUACAAAAGGACUAUUCAAUCACAAUGUUGAGCAACAAGACCCACGGGAUACAGCAUCAAAUAGCUUCCAAAACACUUACCCCUUCCGCAAUCCUCGAACAGUGACCAACAACCAGCUCAUCAAGCGCAAGCGUUUGACGCCCGAAUACUCGCAUACGAAGAUGACCAAUCGCAAAAACCCAAGCAAACAAAUACUAGGGUUUUGUCGAAAUACUGAACGAUGUGAUCGCUCUUGGGACAGUAGGUUUUCUCAAAGAGAUGUUUCAGUUAUUUGCUAAUUAUCUAUUCUCAUUUGCACAAUACCUGGACCACUUUUCACAAUCAUGGCCUAGAUGACUGAAUGAGGAAUGAAGGGCUAGUGAUCACUGCUAUCCUUAAGUCUGUGUGAAUCUUGUCAAUACCUCAGCAAGAUAGAUCCAAGAAAUGAAAGCAUCAAGAAUGCGGGCUGUUAUCUUUCUAACUCUCGUGGUACAACAAACACUCACCACAAGCCAGGCUUGUGUUUGGUUUGAGCUUGCGCAGCCACCCGACUCGCCUUCCCACACCGUACCGUACCGUGCCGUAGCGUAUCGUGCCGACCUUGACGCCAUCGUGUCAAGCGACUUCACCGCGAACUAUCUCUUCAUUGCACAGGGAGGCCGAGUUUCCAUACAAGGCUAGAUAUGUUGAACGCUCCGCUCUGUCAUGCGGUUGCACUUGUCCUCCAGUGCACGUCAGCUUGAUCCUGUACCUAGUGCAGAAUCUAUCUUGUCUUCAGUCCAAGCAUGCUAGCUCGAUAUGCGAGUAUCUAUUAUGAGAUUUACCUGCAGCAUAUGCGUAACUCGACUCGACCGGGGCUUCCAUGCUAUGGGCAGGUGCUUGGGUUCCUGUCCUGUCACAGAGCUCUAGCUUCUAUCAAGCCUCGGGACGAGCAAUAGGCUUGGACUUCAUCACACAACUUACACAACUGCCCGCCCGAUGCCGCGGGCUUACCUUUCGGACAAAUUUAUACACUUUUCGCUGACCCAAACAGCAGUUUUCGGCGUAUAUUCCCAGAGAUAAACAAUAUGAUCGACCACGUCCCGCAUCAACACCACAAACGGCCGACUCGGAUCAUCAUGGUUAUUGUGGCCUAGCCUACGGACGCCUGCAGCCUUCGAAACUGAGCCACCCGGUUCUCGCAGCACCCUGAUAAUACAGUACGCACGGGUUCGUACAGCCUGCCAGACGAUACCAACAGGGCUUGGUCAACUAGCUCUCUGCCGUGCUUUCACGGCCAAUGUUGAUGCUGUUGCUCAAGAAUUGAUAUAUAAGCCUACAUAUCGAGAGGCAAUCUCCUGCCAACUUGGCAGGACAAAGACUUACAAGCACUUCUCAAUCCAGUGCCUGUCCAAACAUUCUAAACUCACCCUAACCCAAUACUUAUCUUGUCACAAUGAUCUUCCCAGUCAGCUCCGACUCUACCCAGGCUUCCAGCCCUGAUCCUGUCGCCAAUCCGCCAGCUCAAGCCCCCGAACCAGCUCGCUAUCAGGUCUUUCAUAUUCAACACUCCCCUGGCACUCACAAGAUCUUCAUUCCAACAAGCUCUCCGCGACCGGCAGGCUAUCUCUACCAUGUUCUGGAAUCUUCAAAUCCUGAAGAUCCACAGCCUACCAUGACUCUGGUCUCCGAUAUCAUCGAGACUCUAGGUCAGGUCGGCACCAUUCAUGAUAGCAGAUGUGUGGGCUCUAUUGCGUCCCAAGAACUCGACAAUGCGUGCGCUAUGAUCAAGAGUCACCCAAGACUAUUCGAUCCUUACGAGCCUGCCAACGCUCCUGGCAGACCGGGCCGCUGCGAGCUUUGGGUCCUCUCUGUGAUCGAUACUCUGCUUGGGGACGGCCUCCUCCAGCCGCCUCCGUCGGAGCCUACCUCUCGAGCCCAUCAACCUCCAAGACAUCAUCACACAGCUCACUGCACUCACCAACGACUCUACUCGUAUCAUCCCUACCAACGAAGGAGCCGCCCGGCUUUGGACCGUGAGUGAUGUAUGCCGGAUGCACCGACACUACUGCAAAUAUUUGAGGCAGCGAAGACAUCUAUUUAUUGCUUAACAAAAUGCUGGAAUUUGACGUGUGGUUUCGCUCGAGGGGGAUCUUAACUUGAACGUACGGCAGACAGAAACAUGUUGAUAGUGAUGUGGCCAACUCUUGUAUUCAUUCAACAUACUUUUGCAACAAUAAUAAAUCAUGAGAUUCAACUCUUCCAAGCAUUCCGCCCCAAGCGAAUAAGAAACAAGACUCAUAAACUCCCUGUAUCUCUCCC
Molecule: messenger RNA, 2640 nt
Organism: Fusarium odoratissimum NRRL 54006
Lineage: Eukaryota; Fungi; Ascomycota; Sordariomycetes; Hypocreales; Nectriaceae
Exons: 2
Coding region: 1775-2362 (195 amino acids)
Source: RefSeq, a predicted model, not a curated record